Cynoglossus semilaevis (tongue sole) is the source of this 3534-nucleotide messenger RNA. It is a transcript of the gene ngfra, whose product is annotated as nerve growth factor receptor a (TNFR superfamily, member 16). Gene Ontology annotation, cellular component: plasma membrane; cell surface. Bases 1692 to 2759 code for a protein of 355 amino acids. Gene Ontology annotation, molecular function: nerve growth factor binding; coreceptor activity; death receptor activity. The transcript has 6 exons. Lineage: Eukaryota; Metazoa; Chordata; Actinopteri; Pleuronectiformes; Cynoglossidae. The record is from RefSeq and is a predicted model, not a curated record. Gene Ontology annotation, biological process: Rho protein signal transduction.
UAGCAACCCAAAUGCUAAAAGUUGACUGAAGCAGCACAACCAACCCACAUCUAUGUCCAAAAAGCAUCUUCCAAACACAGGCGCACUUGGUGUAACCAUGACCACACACACACCUCAGCCACUCAAAAAGAAUUACAUUAAUCAGAGCGCAAUGCAACAGCCAGUGGCAAAUCAAAUUUACAAGGCUGACUUGCAAAGAAAGCAGCUGCACAGGCCACGAAAGAGGCACACGGAGGGAAGAGAAGUGAGCCAGUCCUUUUUAUGUCACGUUUGGGAAAUAAAGUGGAUUUUUUUUUAACACCAUCCUUUUUCCCCCCAAUGACCUCGCAACAGAAAGGGCUAAAACAAAACAAAAAUGCAGUUAUUUUUCAACAGAAGCAGUUUUUGACCAGAGUGAACCACGUUUUCUACUACAAACUGAGAUGAACAAAGAUGUGAAUGUAAUGAUGUAAUAAUGACAUUCUCAAAACAAAUGUGCCUGCAAUGAGGGCCUUGUGUGUUUUAAUGUGGUGCAAUAUUGGUAUUGUUUCUUCUUUUUUGGGGAGGGGUGUGCUUAAGAUAUAGUAUUAUAAUUUUUUUAACCCAUGUGGUUUGAGAUGAUUGAAGAACCACAGACAACAAAAAACAACAACAAAACAAAACAAAAAAAACUUCCACUUCCUCAUGCUGUACCUGUACCUGUAAAGAUAAUCCACUAAAAUAAUCUGCUGCUGUGUCCCAGCUGGCUCAGAUUCUUCAAAGUUCUGAUCUGACCUCUGUCAUCAACGACAUCACAUUCAAACCACUUGUAUACGGGCUCCAACGGAAUCCUUCACACUCUGUCUCUUCUUCAGCCCUAAGGCACUAUAGGAAACUACUGUGAUUGGCCAGUAUUUGGGGAUACCAGAGAGCAGCUGAACAGGUGUACAGCACCUUAUAAAAUGGACAGUCAGUACUGUAUGUUGUAUUGCUAAAUUUAGAAAAUCCUAAACACACACACACACACACCGCUUGUCAAGUUGUCUGGAUCAGGAGUGAACCAGUGAUGUACGGUCUGUGGGUAUAAAUAUAAUAAUAAACUGUAACAAAGCUCUUCUCUUAGUGGGCUCUUAAAGUCCCACAGUAAAGUGCUAAGUGGAAAUAAGAGAUGGGGAGAGAGACACAGAGAGAGAGAGAGAGAGAGAGGCAGGGAGGGGGAGAGAGAGGGAGGGAGACAGGUUGUAUAGUCUAACUGCAGGAGUAUCAGGAGCCAUAAAGUGGAGAGAGUGGACUUGCCCCCUCUCCUCUCUCCCUUCUCCUCUUUCUCUCUCUCCCCCCUACGCAGUGCACUUGCAGCUGAGCAGCACUCCUGACAGGACGAUCUGCUCUUCAUCUUCCUCCUCCUCCUCCACCUCCCCCUUCUAUCUCCCCUUGCCUCCCCGUGUACAGCAGUAGGCAGUGGUGUGCUGCUUGUGAAUGGGGGAGCCCUGCGCCCUGAACAGUCGCAUCUGACUCCAGUCCAGAAUCCAGGAGUCCCGGAGUGACGCGUGAUGGCGCGGACUCAUUGAUAAAAAUCUGCAGCUGGGAUUAACAUGAACACUCCUGCUGAGCCGCUCUCCUCCUCCUCCUCCUCCUUCUACUUGUACUCCUCCUCGUCCUUCUCCUGCUUCUCCACAUAGCACUGCCUUCACUGCACGAGAUCUGUUUUAUGUGAUUGAAGCCGGCGACGCAGGAUGACUACUACCUUAUCACUGGUGACUGUGUGCGCUCUGGUGGCGGUAGUGCUGGCGUCGAAGACAGAGAGGGCGGUGCAACUGCCCUGCGACUCGGGCCAGUACACUAACAACGGUGAAUGCUGCAAAGAGUGUCCACCUGGAGAAGGCGUGGUGAAGAAAUGUGGAGCCACCCAGACCGUCUGCGCCCAGUGUUUGGACAGUGAGACCUUCUCUGAGAACUACAGUCACACAGAGAAGUGUAAGCCGUGCAAGGAGUGUACCGGCCUGAUGCGGCUGAAGACGCCCUGCACGGACUCCAACGAUGCCGUGUGCGUCUGCAACUACAACUACUUCUUCAAUUACAACACAGGCCGCUGCGAGCACUGCACAGUCUGUCCAGUAGGAGAGGGCGUGUUCAGCCACUGUGACCAUGAACACGACACGGUGUGCGAAGAGUGCGUGGACAAUACCUUCUCUGACCGAGAGAGCUCCCUCGAACCCUGUCUGCCUUGUACCAUCUGUGAUGAGGACACGGAGACGGAGCUGGCUGAGUGCACGCCCACACGUGACUCUGUCUGUCACAAUCCUAACCUACCAACAGAAAUAUACCCCACGUCUGAGAUUGACCCGUCUCUACCCUCGUUCACCUACGAUCUCCCUCCCGAUGGCUCCGACAGCCCGGUACCAGGAGGAGAGACCACAACAUCAAGUGCCGGCUCCCCUCAUUUCCUCGGCCACGGCUUCAACGAAAACCUCAUCCCGAUCUACUGCUCCAUCCUGGCUGCCAUGGUGGUGGGCGUUGUGGCUUACAUUGUUUUUAAGAGGUGGAAUAGCUGUAAGCAGAACAAACAGGCAGCUAACAGCUGUGCGGCUACAAGCAACCAGAUGGUGACGCCGGAGGGAGAGAAGCUGCACAGCGACAGUGGGAUCUCAGUGGACAGUCAGAGUCUGCAGGAGCAGCAGCAGCAGCAGCAGCAGGCCCAGGCUGAAGUGCAGUCUCAGCCGUCACAUUCACACAUUCAGGAACAGAUUGUGGUGAGGGUGGAUGGCGGUCCCCAGCCUGACUCACCUCCCCCAGAGGUCUGAGGAGAAACGGAAAGGAAAGGAGAAGGCAUCCGACCCUGAGGCAGGGAGAGGAGAGGAACCAAGAGGAAAGCAGGGACCUGAGUUGUCGACCAAACACAAGGGGGAAAAAAAUUGGCCACAAAGAGAAUGUAAAAACGGACUCCAAUUGACAUUUCGAAGCGGCCACAGAACAAAAACAGGACUUGCAUGGACCUCCCAACAUCUAUGGGCUACAGUCUGACUCUUCAUCCUUGUAUACAAACCCUGUCUAUCAGUGUGCCUGGACAAAUCCUAUACAGCAAUAUCACUAUCCAUACCACUGCUCCUGCAGAUUCAUUACCAUAUGUAAUUACAUCGCCUACUAACUGACUACUCCAGUAUCAUGGUGUCACAUGACUGAAUUCUCUCUCUAACUGCCAGCUUGUCCUCCACAGGUUUACAUUUCUCUUUAAUUCCACAUUUAUCUGUUACGAAAUAGAUGUGCCUAAAUGGUGAAGGAGGAGAAAAGGUAUCCCAUAAUCCUCAUCCUUAUUUUUUCCCCCCUCAUCACAUUACUCCCUGUGGCAUCACACGCUCAGAUAAUAUUCCUGACUCUGGAUUUUCUCCACUCCACUCAUCUGCUGACGUACAAACCGCAGCAGCGUUACGUGAUUUCUUAUUUUCGUAACAACAGAUGAUUCACAACACUUUGUUUCAUAACAUACCGUUUUAGCAUUUACUUUCUUAGACGGACCUCUAUGACUAAACGAGUGACUCAUAUUUGGGAAAGAAAGGUUAAUUACAUUGUCACCCACCC